AUGCUCCGCCGGCAGCGAUCUUGGUGCUGCGCUUCCAACGAACUUGAAGUGGAGUCUGGAGUUCAAUAUGGAAAUGGUGAGUUCUUCCCUCUUCUUCCAUUGUUUCAUCGAUGUCGUGGUGGGCAUGUGAUAGAUCUUUGCAGUGUCUGGUUCGGGCACGGCAAGGCGAAGGCCAUGGGCAUGAUUAUUGAUGAUGAUGAGGAGCAUCGAGUUAACCUGGAGCAUUGGCUUCUGCCCCUUAUCGCCUGGACUUUCUUCUGCAUCUUGACGCCCGAGAAACCACCAAGAGGCAAAGGCUGCACCCGCAACUUGACAGACCCAAACAUCAACCACUCCAUCCUCUUCUCUACACGCAAGUCCGUUCCACUACCGGCACCAAGCAUACAUUUCGAACGCUUCGCCUGGCUGGCCGUGUCUGAUGACGACUUCGAAACCUUGGGCGACGGCGCCGUGAAGGCCACCGGCCAAGGCGGCCUUUAUAGCAUCUUCAAUUUGCACGCCGACAAGUGGCUCGCGGUUGCACGUAUUAUGAGGAAGGCUGUCUGGAUGCAAAUCAUCGCCGGAAACAGGAAACUCGCGUAUGUGCAAAGCGCCGGCGACCUCCAAACCCAAACCGCCACACAGUGGGCCUGCCAUCAACUGCCAUACCGCUCAGCAUACCGCCUCGUCCCUCUGACGCUUAUCACUCCUGCUCUGAGAAAGAUCUGGUACGACGUGGACGAAUUAACCAAAGCAACAAACAAUCGCACCAAUAUGUCGAGCAUAUGCAACAAUAUCACGCGGCUGUGUUUCAGCAGAUCCAAGACAUGGUGCCCCGAUACCACCAGAACCCAGCUUCCGUGCGCAGCUCAGCUUCUCCAAUACACCCGCGGAGACCUUCGACUUCUGCGCGAAGACACCAAACCCCCACGAAAGCGUCCCUCGAUCCUACCUGCUGAAUCCUCCGCCCCAACGGCUUAUACGCGAACACUUCUUGAAGAAUCAUCCCCUUCUGUCGAAGAGCAAGCCUGCGCGAUUUGGUACGAGAUCAGCCAAUUUUGGAAGCAGUUCUACGAUGAAGAAGAUUUGCUGGAGGAGAAAGAAGGGCCUGCAUCCAGAGAAUGGCAUGUUUCGAAAUACCCCGCCGAGAGGUUCUGGGGUAACUCGCUGAAGAGGUUGCAGAUUGGGAUACAGGCUCAGAAGCGAAAGCCUCUUCUGAUGAAUAACAAGAGCUUCAGUGGUGAACACGACAACCCUCCAACACAGGCUCAACACCGCGAUGCGAUUAUGCUGAAACUGAUAACAAGCAGGCUUCACGCUGACCAAGUGCACUGUAUGCCACCCAUUCAGCUCAUGAGCUCAACGCUGAUAACACCUGACUUCCGCAGCGACACUGGCCUCAGGACUACGCGAGACCGAUGCCCAAACCUUGGCCAGAUCGAUUCUGAAUCCCAUGCUAAAUCUGAUGCACUUCUGCUCCACGCUGGCCAUCAUAAUUCAUUCGUAAUCACAUACGCCUUGGGAUUCUGCACCGGUGCUUGGCACUUGAUACAUGUCAGCUUCGGACAGAAAGUCAGAGCACUCCAGGACAUGAGCGUGACACAAGUUUCGACUAGGCUAAAAUUGCCAGCGACAGCGAGAAAUCCCAUUGGUCUCCCACAAGAAGCGGCCAUUCCACGACAUAUAAGUUUGGCCUGCAUCAGCUUCGCGAGUCACGAAAGAUCACCAAACUUAUACGACAUUUGCAAAUCUGCCUUCGCUCUCCGCAUCAAAAACGAAAAUAUCUGGUAUGAAAACCACGACGCGUUCAACAAAUCCGGCAGCUUAUGUUGCCCUGUUCCCCGGCUUUUCCGGAAGUUUCGGAUUCAUAACCGGCAGUGGACUGCGAAUAUGGAAAAGUGGAUUCUGCCGGCUGUCCGUAGUCCCGGGCACACUGGUCUCACAACUCUUGUGGUGCCUCUUUCAGGCCAGUGGGCUCUCCCACAGCCAUACUCACAAUCCUACACGACCCGAGAGACCUCCUUCAUCGUGUUCUGGCAGUCCAUUCCAUGGAACUCUUUAUCCCGAAGCCGAGAGCCGGGUGCCUAUGCAACACUCCCACACCGCACAAUCAACCCAUACCAGCCAUGGACGACGUUUGGCGAAAGGCAACAGACGCCCUACAUCGGACUCGGUCUCCUCCGGACCACACCAGACGUCUUCGUGCUCCAUACCAAGAAGGACAUGGCCUUUACCAAGCAGAUUGUAGUCAAAGCUGAAAGGUGCGAGAUCAUGCCAGACGAUAUUCCGAUGUCGAAACGCGGCCAUUGCAUCCCUUGGAUGUUUUCAGGACUCACCCUUUGUAUCGUACCUAAGUAUGCCAGCCUCUUUUCAGACCUAGAAUUACUAUUCAACGCGAUCUUGAUAUGA
Molecule: messenger RNA, 2388 nt
Organism: Pseudocercospora fijiensis CIRAD86
Lineage: Eukaryota; Fungi; Ascomycota; Dothideomycetes; Mycosphaerellales; Mycosphaerellaceae
Exons: 21
Coding region: 1-2388 (795 amino acids)
Source: RefSeq, a predicted model, not a curated record